Melanotaenia boesemani (Boeseman's rainbowfish) is the source of this 1847-nucleotide messenger RNA. RefSeq names its product myristoylated alanine-rich protein kinase C substrate b (gene marcksb). Bases 290 to 904 code for a protein of 204 amino acids. NCBI's taxonomy places the organism in Eukaryota, Metazoa, Chordata, Actinopteri, Atheriniformes, Melanotaeniidae. Gene Ontology annotation, molecular function: calmodulin binding; actin filament binding. Gene Ontology annotation, cellular component: plasma membrane; cytoplasm; actin filament bundle. Gene Ontology annotation, biological process: central nervous system development; actin filament organization. The record is from RefSeq and is a predicted model, not a curated record. The transcript is spliced from 2 exons.
UCCGCAUCUCAUUAGCGGCGGGGCCAAUUUCUCCAUCUACAAGCUCCGCUCGAAGAAAGAAAAAAAAGAAAAAAAAAAGGAAAAAAAAAAUUGGAGGAAUUCGCAUUUCUUUCGCACCUUCACAAGCUUUAAAGUGCUUGUUAGUGUCUUUGCGGUCAUUUUGAUUUCGAGCCCAUUCUUCGGCUUCAGUCGCACAAGGAGGCGUCGGCGUUCCUUGAAUUUUUGGGAGGAAGCUUGCGGUCUUUGUUCAUUCAUCUGAUCGGUUGGGUUCCUUUGUUGGAACAAAAGCAUGGGAGCGCAAAUCUCCAAAACCACUGGAAAAGAGGAAGCCGCGGUGGAAAAGCCAGCAGAAGGUGCAGCUGUUGCGUCAAAGACGAACGGACAGGAGAAUGGGCAUGCUAAAAGCAAUGGAGAUGCUUCUCCUGCAACAGAGGAAGCCAAUAAAGCUGAUGUACAGGCCAAUGGAAGCACUCCUACUGAAGAGGCGCCAAAAGAAGAGGGUGAAAAAGUAGAGGACGCAGAGGCUGCCACGAACGGAGAGUCUUCAGCCAAGGCGGAGGAAGGCACUCCGACCACCAGUGAGGAUGGCAAGCAGAAGAAAAAGCGUUUCUCUUUCAAGAAACCCUCCUUUAAGCUUAGCGGCUUCUCUUUCAAGAAGACCAAGAAAGAGUCUGAAGAGGCAGCAGAGGAAGGAGAAGCUGCACAGCCAGCCAAAGAGGAGAAGCCUGAAUCAGAGGAGGCAGCUACUGAAGAGGCCAAGCCAGCUGAGGGUGGUGAGGAGGGAGCCAAGGAGGGUGCAACUGAGGAGGUGAAGCCAGAGGAAGCUGCUGCUGGAGAGGAGAAACCGGCUGAAGCUUCACCUACUGAGCCAGAAACAGCAGAGGCCACAACUGCUGCUGAGUAAUCCUGCCCAAUGAGACACCGGAAUGAAGGAUGAUGUAGCCCAUCUGAAGGAAUAAGAGGACUUGUCUAAAACCAGGGAUUUUUUUUUUUCUUCAUUUUGUUUACUACUCCGCAACCAUCUCAUCCAUAGAGACUGCAAUGACCCUGGCAGUGAUGGACAGGAGGUGCAGUAGAGUGUGUGCUGCUUCCUCACUGCGUGUUGGUGCUUGCAUGUGUGAUGUGGGUGUGUGAGUGCAAGUUUGAGUGGGAUUUUUUUUUUUUCUUUUCUACAUGAUACCAUAACAUGUUGGUGAAUUUAACAUAUUUAAUCAAAGUAUUUGGUGCUGGGCAAUUGGAUGUAGCAGCUAAAGCUGUGUCUGCAAGAUCUGACACAUUGUGAUAUUUAAAGGGAAAUUCCUUACCCAAGUCUUAAAUGUUGUCUUUGCAGUGCACAGUUGUUUACAACUCUUUUAAGCUCAAUGCUCCUGUGGACACAAACCAUUCCUGAACUAGAUUUAGUUAACUGUCAAAAAAGGGUUAAAAAAAAAAAAAAAAAAAAAAUAGGUGCUCAUCACGUUCCAUAGAUUCCACCAUCUCAUUUCUGUAGUAAUGCACGUUGUAUAGACUUUGAUAUUACUGGUUUUAUGACUGAGAUGUACCUAAUGACUGAAGUUUUUACCUGAUUACCCAUUGUAAAUGAAGUUUUUUUUCUCUUUUUUUCACCAUUUGUAAGAUUAAAUAAAAUUGGGAGAUGUUUUAAGCAGAUUCUGCAUCAAGCUGUGAUGAUUAUGAAACCACUUCAAGUCUACACAAAGCACAUGUCAGAGGUAGUCUUUCAAUGGCAUUUUCCUUCUGUAUACAAUGAGGCUCAAUAUUCAAUAUGGAAUGUAACAAUACCUGCAUACUGGUGACAAGGUGUUAAGUUUAUUUCUGAGUUCUGCUGGCGAAUAAAGCAAUGAAAUGUG